AUGUGGCGACGCGAAGGCUACACUAUAUCCACUGUUCCUUACCGUCGUACUACUACCACUCUUAUGUCAAGACUGUUGUUGUUGCUAGCCCUUUUGCUAGUACUAGUUCAACUGCAGGGGGUAGUCUCUGCAGCGGAAACUGAUGGAGGUGAAGAAGAUUUUUACGAGGUUCUCGGUCUUAGCAAGGAGCGUGAAGAUGCGAGUGAGCGGGAUAUUAAAUCUGCAUGGCGACGGCUGUCUAAGAAGCAUCACCCUGACCUUGCUGGAGAGUCACAGCGAGAAUUGUACCAGCGGAUUCAACGUGCCUAUGAAGUACUUGGAGAUCGCAAAAAGCGUAAGGUGUAUGAUAUUCUUGGUGUUGAUGGACUGAAGCGUUUUGAGCAUCCGGAGGAUCAACAACAACAGAUGCAUCCUUUCUUUGCUUUCUUUGGCGGUGGGGCCUCAUCCCAGUCCGCAGAUCGUGGGAAGAAUGAGGAUAUGCUGUUGCUUGUGCCGUUGGCGGAUGUGUAUACUGGGGCUGCCCACACGGUGCGUCUCCCCCGGACCAAAAUCUGCCGUGCCUGUCACGGGAGCGGGGCCCACAGCCGUAGUGACUUGCAGACCUGCGAGCACUGCGGGGGGAGCGGCCACGUGGUGCGGCGCGUGCAGUUGGCGCCCGGCUUUGUGCAGCAGUUGUCGCAGGCGUGCGGGCACUGCGGGGGUCGUGGGCGCGUGGUGCGGCGGCGGUGCGAGCCGUGCGGGGGGCGCGGGGUCGUGCGGGGGACGGCGGCGUUGAGUGUCGACGUGGAGCGGGGGGCGGCGGAGGGUCUCGCGCUGGUCUUUGAGCUCGAGGGCGACCAGCAGCCCGGGCAGGUGCCGGGGGACGUCAUUUUGACCCUCGCCACCGCCCCCCACCCGCUCUUCACCCGCCAGGAGGACCACCUCACCACCACCGUCACCCUCACGCUGAAGGAGGCUCUGCUGGGCUUUGAGAGGCGCCUCACACACCUGGACGGGCAUGUAGUCGAACUCACCGCCACAGGGGUCACUCAGCAUGGGGAUAGGCAGAUUAUCGAAGGGGAGGGCAUGCCAAAACACCACGUCCCAUCAGAAAAGGGAAAUCUAUACGUUAUUUACCAUGUAGAACUCCCUAGUUUGCUUACCACGGCGCAGCGGGAGGCGGUGGAACGCCUGUUGGACUAA
Molecule: messenger RNA, 1182 nt
Organism: Trypanosoma theileri
Lineage: Eukaryota; Euglenozoa; Kinetoplastea; Trypanosomatida; Trypanosomatidae
Product: heat shock protein DnaJ
Exons: 1
Coding region: 1-1182 (393 amino acids)
Biological process (GO): protein refolding
Cellular component (GO): cytoplasm
Molecular function (GO): Hsp70 protein binding
Source: RefSeq, a predicted model, not a curated record